CCUUCUCCUUCCCUCUUUCUUCUUCUACGUUGUGCCUCCGCCGCCCGCUGGAACAUCGGUGAGUUCGUUUUCUUUACUUCUCUUUGUUUUUUUCCCCUUCUGAUUCUUCCUCUGCGGUAGUGGUGGGGUAGGAUUUGUAGGUUUGGUUUUCGAAUGGUGAACGCACAGUAAAAUAAUGUGAAAAUCGCACGAACAAACACAGCCAAAUUUGAAACCUAAUUUACUCGAGCCGCUUCUCUCCCUCACGGCCUCACCCCGACUCCGACGCCGCCCUCUUCCUCAACCGCGCGGCGUCCAACACCCGACCGGGCGUCGAAUUUUCCGCACUCGUAGGAUGUAGUUUUUUACUUCCCCAACGGGAUCUCAAUGCGAUUGGCGAGUUCUUUGGCGAUUAAAACCCAAAAUCGUGGUCGGGGUAGCGUAUCCAUGCCAUGUCUCGACACCAAUCCAACAAGGUUCAUCUACGGUUCCUACAAUGGUUAUCAUUUGAUUAGUUUGAUGGGAAUCUUAUUUGUUAAUUAUUUUUAAGGCUGAGGGCAUAACCCUUCUAUGAUGGUUUGAUUUUCAAGACUAAAGGUGUAAUCCUUUGAUGAAAUUAUUGGUUUGGUAGCUUAUUCUGGGAAGAAAAAAUUUAAAUAAAUCUCUACUGCCGUCCUAAUGUGGUAGCCUAGUUUCCCUCGGGAAGACGACAGCAUUUCCCUUGGUGCAAUAAAGAUGGUGUUGGCCUCUGGAACUAAUUCUUUUGCCAAAGAAAUGGCCAUUCGGAAGCGAAUUGCAAACAUAUUUAAUAAAAGAGAGGAGGAUUUCCCAUCCUUGAGGGAAUACAAUGACUACUUGGAAGAAGUCGAGGACAUGACCGUGAAUUUAGUUGAAGGAAUAGAUGUCCUUGCUAUUGAAGCAAGAAUUGCUCAGUACCAGAAAGAGAAUGCUGAACAAAUCAUGAUUGCUCAAGCUCGCAAGGCUGAGGAAUAUGCAGCUGCUUUGGCAGCAAGCAAAGGACAACUUCCUCAGACGGGUGUUGAUCCUUCCUCAAGCUCCCAAGCGGGUACUAGCAGUGUUGCUCAGGGGCAGUAUGCACCGGCAAUUGCAGGGGCUGGAAUUACUCAGCCACGUCCAGUUGGGGUAGGUCCUCAGCCAAUUCCUCUUGGGUCCGGGCCAGACAUGUUAGGGCAUGAAUAUGAAGAUGAAGAAACUAUGAAAAUGAGAGCAGAGAAGGCAGGGAGAGCUGGUGGGUGGAGUAUAGAACUAAGCAAGAAAAGGGCUCAGGAAGAGGCGUUUGCCAGCAUUUGGAUAUGAUAUGAUAUGAUGAUAUUGUUGAGUUGAGAGAGCAAUUUUGGGUGCUGCCGGCAAAGAAUCUAGAGUUGCAAACGUUAUUAAUUGACUGUAGUAAACUCUACAUACAUGAUAGUGAGGAUGUCGAUGUGAUGGAGCCGAGGGAGGGAAGGAAUUAUUAUUCCUGUUGGUUAUACGACCAAGUAUUUAUGUCUCCCAUAUUCACAGCCUGAUCAUCAUAAUUGAAUUUUGAAGAACAGAACAGAAGAAAGAAUCUUGAUUUGGUAAGUUUUGUAUGUUUGUUUAUAGGCUAUGCAAUGGCCACCUUCAUUACUACAAUAUUCCCUCUCUGGUGUCGUAUUCUUGUAUAGAGUCUCUGAUUUUAAUGACCUUUACUCGAUACUAGUAGUACUAUUUUAGUGAAAUAGAGUUGGAUGGAUGGAUGGAUGGA
Molecule: messenger RNA, 1723 nt
Organism: Andrographis paniculata
Lineage: Eukaryota; Viridiplantae; Streptophyta; Magnoliopsida; Lamiales; Acanthaceae
Exons: 10
Coding region: 715-1296 (193 amino acids)
Biological process (GO): regulation of transcription by RNA polymerase II; DNA repair; regulation of cyclin-dependent protein serine/threonine kinase activity
Cellular component (GO): transcription factor TFIIH holo complex
Source: RefSeq, a predicted model, not a curated record